CGGCGGAGCGGGGCUGGAGCGGGGCAUGGAAGGGGCAGCGCUGGCGGCAUCGCUGGCCGAAGGGCUCAUCAAAUCCCCGCGGCCGCUGAUGAAGAAGCAGGCGGUGAAACGGCACCAUCACAAGCACAACCUCAAGCACCGCUACGAGUUCCUGGAGACCUUGGGGAAAGGCACCUACGGCAAGGUGAAGAAAGCCCGGGAGCGCUCCGGGAGGCUGGUGGCUAUCAAAUCAAUCCAGAAAGACAAGAUCAAGGAUGAGCAGGACCUUGUCCACAUUCGGAGAGAGAUCGAGAUCAUGUCCUCCCUCAACCACCCCCACAUCAUUGCUGUCCAUGAAGUGUUUGAGAGCAGCAGCAAGAUUGUCAUAGUGAUGGAAUAUGCCAGCAAGGGGGAUCUGUACGACUACAUCAGCGAGCGGCAGCGGCUGCCGGAGCAGGAGGCGCGGCACUUCUUCCGACAGGUCGUGUCUGCCGUCUACUACUGUCACAAGAAUGGGAUUGUUCACAGGGACCUGAAGCUGGAGAACAUCCUUCUGGAUGCAAAUGGCAACAUCAAGAUUGCAGACUUUGGCCUCUCCAACGUUUACCAGCAGGACAAACUUCUGCAGACAUACUGUGGCAGCCCUCUCUAUGCAUCCCCUGAAAUCAUCAAUGGGAGGCCCUACAAGGGCCCAGAGGUGGACAGCUGGUCCCUGGGUGUUCUCCUCUACAUCCUGGUCCAUGGCACGAUGCCAUUCGAUGGCCACGACUACAAGACUCUGGUCAAGCAGAUCACGAGUGGGGACUAUCGGGAGCCCACGAAGCUGUCAGAUGCCUGUGGGCUGAUCCGCUGGAUGCUGAUGGUGAACCCCGAGCGCCGAGCUACCAUCGAGGACAUCGCCACUCACUGGUGGGUCAACUGGGGCUACAGGGUGCCUGUUGGGGAGCAGGAGCUGCUGUGGGAGAGCGAGUCCCGCCUGGGCACGGUGACAGAGUGGCUCCGCCGCUCCUCCCGGCCCCUCCUGGAGAACAGCUCCAAGGUGAGAUGCUUCCUGAAGCAGCACAUGCCCAGCGUGGCUCUGGAGAGGCAGCGCUCCCUCAAGAAGUCCAAGAAGGAGAAUGAUGUGUCCCACGUGCUGCAGGAGGUGACCCUGGCUCCAGACAACCCCUCCAAAUCCAUCCUUAAGCGGCCCAAGGGCAUCCUGAAGAAGAGAAACUCCUGUGAGCAGAAGGUGCCCGGCCCCGGUCCCCCGGCAGCAGAAGCCAGGGGGGAGGAUGGCGAGGGGUCUGCUGCAGGGCUCCCCCACAUGCUGUCCUCAGGGAUGCUGCCCUGCAGCGUGGCUGCUGGAGCAUUGCCCGUGGCAGUGCCCAAGAAGGGGAUCCUGAAGAAGCCCUUGGCCAGGGAGUCAGGCUAUUACUCGUCCCUGGAGUGCUGCGAGUCUGGGGAUGUCCUGGAUGAGGGGAGCUUGGACCUCGACGGGAGCGUGUUUGCUGACAACCCCUCCCCGGAGCAGGGCCCCCAGGGUGUCCCUGCCUGCAGGAAAGGCAUCCUCAAGCACAAUGGCAAGUACUCCUCCAGCAGCACUGAGCCAGGGAGCUCCCCCAGGCAGGGCUUUGGGGCUUUUGCUGAGCUGCCCCUGCCCCAGGCGCCCCGCGGCCGCCCGUCCAGCGCCGUCAGCGAGGACAGCAUCCUCUCCACAGAGUCCUUCGACCAGCUGGACCUGCCCCCCCGUGUUUCCCCCCCUGGCAGCGGGGGCAUGAGGGGCUGUGUCUCUGCUGACAGCCUCCUGAGGCUGGAAGAGGAGGAGGAGGUGGAGGAAGGGCGAAGGCUGCGCCGCUGGACUGUGACCCACUGCCGCAGCCCCCUGGCAGAGAGCCGCCUGUCCCUGGCAGCCUGUGCCAGCCUCAGCCAGGGCUACCAGCCCCCAGCUGCCAUUGGGGUGAAGCUGAGCUGAGGGCACCUCCUGGCACGGCUUCUUGGGGUGUGCUGUGUGCUGGGGAAGGGGCUGAGCACCCCCUGCCCUGGGGCUGCUGGUGCUGCUGAGCCACGUCCCCUGGAUUCAUUGUGCAGCCCCGUGCCCCUCGGGCAGCAGAGUGGGUGCAGGUGGGCAAGAAGCCCUUGGUGGCUGUGGGGCAGGGCUGAGGGGAUGCCCCAAAGCCCAGGACAUUGAAUGGACAAAGCCCUGAGUGAUUCAGCCCCCUCAGAGGGGCUGGUAAGGGGAGGUCCUUGCUGCCAUCCUCCCCUCACAAACAGACUCAUCUCAUCAGGGCAAAGGGCCCAAAGGGGUGUGGGGGACGUGGGUUUGUUUUCUGUUGCACUGUUGUUGGUUUUGGCUGCACAAGGUAGUGGAUGGGGCAGGUGAUAUACCUCAAACUAGCUGGAGAUGUAGCAGGGUGCUGGUUAGGGGGAGGGAGGAGGGGGGAAAGGUGCUGCCCCUGGCCUGUGGGUUGAGCUCUCAGCAUGUGCUGUCACCAGGGUCCAAAGUGGCCAGAGCCUGGUUCUUCCCUUUCCUAUGCUGAGAAACCCAAGUGGAUGUGGCCAAACCCCCUGAGAACACACUCAUGCCAACAUCUAUUUUUUUAUAUACUGAAAAGAGGAGAAAAAAGAAGUGCCUUGAGUGAGGCACCACUUAUUUAUUGCCUUUGUCUGACUUGAUGUAAGGGUUGAGCAGCACAGGCUGUGGCUGGCUCCAGAAGGGCCUCCCAAGAUGUUUUCCCCAGGGAGGGGUGGAGGGGCCUGUGCUGUUGCUCUGUUGCACUAUUGCCAUGUGUUGGCUGCCCCUGUCCCUUCUCCAGGGGGCUGUGGGUGUGUGUUCUUCCCCUCCUUCCUCCAACCUGGUCUUAAGAGAACCUUUAAAUUAAAAGCAAAUGGUA
Messenger RNA from Colius striatus (speckled mousebird), 2852 nucleotides. It is a transcript of the gene NUAK2, whose product is annotated as NUAK family kinase 2. The coding region runs from base 26 to 1933 and encodes 635 amino acids. Gene Ontology annotation, biological process: protein phosphorylation; intracellular signal transduction; microtubule cytoskeleton organization. The record is from RefSeq and is a predicted model, not a curated record. Gene Ontology annotation, cellular component: cytoplasm. Lineage: Eukaryota; Metazoa; Chordata; Aves; Coliiformes; Coliidae. The transcript is spliced from 7 exons. Gene Ontology annotation, molecular function: protein serine/threonine kinase activity; tau-protein kinase activity; ATP binding.